AUGUCAGGAAGGGGAGGAUUUCGUGGAGGAGGAGGUGAUCGUGGAGGAAGGGGUGCACCAAGAGGUCGAGGAGGUGGUGGUGGGUUUAGAGGUGGUAGAGGUGGAUUUGGUGGAGGAUUUGAUAAUGGACCCCCUGCUGAAGUUUUAGAAAUGGGAACAUGUGUUCAUGCUGUAGAGGGUGAAUUACUUUGUACUUCAACUAGCACAAGUAAAGUUCCAUACUUCAACGCACCAAUUUAUUUAGCCAAUAAAUCAUCUAUCGGUAAAGUAGAUGAAAUCUUAGGACCUAUCAAUGAUUUUUCUUUUACCAUCAAGAUGGCAGAUGGAAUGGUAGCUUCUUCAUUUAAUCCUGGUGAUAAAGUUUUUAUUGGUAGUGAUAAGAUUUUACCUAUCGAAAGGUUUUUGCCAAAACCGGCUGGAGAGAAGAUUGCAAAGAGAGGUGGUGGUAGAGGUGGAGGAAGAGGCGGUGGUCGAGGAGCUCCAAGAGGUGGCCCAAGGGGAGGUGGACGAGGAGCACCAAGAGGUGGAGGUCGAGGUUUCUCGCGUGGUGGUAGUAGCGGUGGCUCACGUGGAUUUUCACGCGGUGGACCCCCAAGAGGCGGGGGCGGAUUCCGCGGUGGUGGUGGUGGUGGAAGAGGAGGAGGUGGUGGUCGAGGAUUUGGUGGUGGACGUGGUAGGGGAUAUUGA
Molecule: messenger RNA, 687 nt
Organism: Melampsora larici-populina 98AG31
Lineage: Eukaryota; Fungi; Basidiomycota; Pucciniomycetes; Pucciniales; Melampsoraceae
Exons: 4
Coding region: 1-687 (228 amino acids)
Biological process (GO): ribosome biogenesis; snoRNA guided rRNA pseudouridine synthesis
Cellular component (GO): box H/ACA snoRNP complex
Molecular function (GO): box H/ACA snoRNA binding
Source: RefSeq, a predicted model, not a curated record